This is a messenger RNA of Teleopsis dalmanni, 540 nucleotides long. RefSeq names its product 39S ribosomal protein L54, mitochondrial (gene mRpL54). Gene Ontology annotation, cellular component: mitochondrial large ribosomal subunit. The record is from RefSeq and is a predicted model, not a curated record. Gene Ontology annotation, molecular function: structural constituent of ribosome. The transcript is spliced from 3 exons. The coding region runs from base 84 to 482 and encodes 132 amino acids. NCBI's taxonomy places the organism in Eukaryota, Metazoa, Arthropoda, Insecta, Diptera, Diopsidae.
UCUUUGACAACAUUUUUAGGUUAGAAAUCCUAGUGUUAUUAUAAAAUAAAAUAAUCUAUUAAAUUUAAAACAAAUUUGAAAAAAUGAAUAACUUGGCAAAUGGACUGAAUAUACUGAAACAAAAACUGUUUCAAUCGACAAUUUUAACAACAAGAUUUUAUGCAAAACCAUUGGGUGCGGCUCCAACAAUGAAAAAGAAAAAAUUGGGUAAACUUGGUCCAAUGAUGGAAAAAAAAGAAAUUCCUGUAGAAACUGAUGUCAACAAACUAGUUAACUACGUUUGUGGUAGUAAUAUUUACAAAACCGGAGAAGAUAUUAAACUAAAACCCGACAGUGAAUAUCCCGAUUGGUUAUGGAGUUUAAAUGUGGACCGUAUUAUACCGUUGGAAGAAUUAGACCCUAAUACAAAACAAUAUUGGAGACGUGUCCGAAAAAUGGCACUUCGUCGAAAUAAUCAACUUGCGAAGUUGAGAAGAUUUUAAAGUUUUAAAUGUUAUGCAUAAAUUUUAUAAAUUUUCUGUUGGUAUGUAAAAUAUGUGU